UUAACAAGGAUGUCUAUAGACAUAGCAGUGAACAUGGACCAUGGUGGUGAAAAACUGGGAAUUAGCAAGCCAGCUAAGGGGAUUUUUAAAUAGUCUAGGAAAGAGAAGACCAAAGCUCUACACCAAUGGGCAGAGAGUGGACAUUGUGCUGUGGAUAACUUUCAGACUUGCAGUGAGAUUUGAAGAAGAAUUAGAUGUCUGGAGGUUAGGGGAAAGAAAACCACAGUUGACUCUGAAGUUAUAAUUGUGGAGAAUGGUGGGUGGUAGUGGUGAUGUUAUAAGCUGUGGAGAAUGGUGGGUGGCAGUGGUGAUGUCAUAAUACAGGUGAGCGGCAGAAUCUACAGUAGAAGGAGAAGGCUUGGUCAGGACCAGUGAGCAGUCCUGCACGUGGUGAGUCCAAGGCGCCAUCUUUGGGACUCCCAGGGGAAAUGUAUCAAGGAGGCAGUGGAGAAAGCAGCAAUGCAGCAAGUCUUGGAAAACCUUACGGAGCUGCCCUCAUCUACAGGAGCAGAAGAAAUAGACCUCAUUUUCCUGAAGGGGAUUAUGGAGAAUCCGAUUGUAAAAUCACUUGCUAAGGCUCAUGAGAAACUUGAAGACUCAAAACUAGAAGCUGUCAGUGACAAUAACUUGGAAUUAGUCAAUGAAAUUCUGGAGGAUAUCACUCCUCUCAUAAACGUGGAUGAAAAUGCAGCAGAACUGGUUGGCAUACUCAAAGAACCACACUUCCAGUCACUCUUGGAAGCCCAUGACAUUGUGGCAUCAAAGUGUUAUGAGUCCCCUCCAUCAAGCCCAGAAAUGAAUAACUCUUCUAUCAAUAAUCAGUUGUUACCUGUGGAUGCCAUUCGUAUUCUUGGUAUUCACAAAAGAGCUGGGGAGCCAUUGGGUGUAACGUUUAGAGUUGAGAACAAUGACUUGGUGAUUGCCAGAAUCCUUCAUGGAGGAAUGAUAGACCGACAAGGUCUGCUUCACGUGGGAGAUAUCAUUAAAGAAGUCAACGGCCAUGAGGUUGGAAACAAUCCAAAGGAGUUACAAGAAUUACUGAAAAAUAUUAGUGGAAGUGUCACUUUAAAAAUUUUACCAAGUUAUAGAGACACUAUUACUCCUCAACAGAGUUGCAUCAAUAUGGAGAGGCAUCCAGCACAUGUCCAUCAGGUGUUUGUGAAGUGUCAUUUUGAUUAUAAUCCAUACAAUGAUAACCUGAUACCCUGCAAAGAAGCAGGACUGAAGUUUUCCAAAGGAGAAAUUCUUCAGAUUGUAAACAGAGAAGAUCCAAACUGGUGGCAGGCCAGCCAUGUAAAAGAGGGAGGAAGCGCCGGUCUCAUUCCAAGCCAGUUCCUGGAAGAGAAGAGGAAGGCAUUUGUCAGAAGAGACUGGGACAAUUCAGGACCUUUCUGUGGAACUAUAAGUAGCAAAAAGAAGAAAAAGAUGAUGUAUCUUACGACCAGAAAUGCAGAAUUUGAUCGUCAUGAAAUCCAGAUAUAUGAGGAGGUAGCCAAAAUGCCUCCCUUCCAGAGAAAAACGUUAGUGUUGAUAGGGGCUCAAGGUGUGGGCCGAAGAAGCUUGAAAAACAGGUUCAUAGUAUUGAAUCCUACCAGAUUUGGAACAACAGUGCCAUUUACUUCAAGAAAACCAAGGGAAGAUGAAAAAGAUGGCCAGGCAUAUAAAUUUGUGUCGCGGUCUGAGAUGGAAGCAGACGUGAAAGCUGGGAAGUACCUGGAGCAUGGGGAAUAUGAAGGAAAUCUCUAUGGAACCAAGAUUGAUUCUAUUCUCGAGGUUGUCCAAACUGGACGGACUUGUAUUUUGGACGUCAACCCACAAGCACUGAAAGUGUUGCGGACCUCGGAGUUCAUGCCCUAUGUGGUGUUCAUUGCUGCCCCCGAGCUGGAGACUUUACGCGCCAUGCACAAGGCCGUGGUGGAUGCAGGAAUUACCACCAAGCUUUUGACGGACUCUGACUUGAAGAAAACAGUGGAUGAAAGUGCCCGGAUUCAGAGAGCCUACAACCACUAUUUUGAUUUGAUCAUCGUGAAUGACAAUCUAGACAAAGCCUUUGAGAAGCUACAGACUGCCAUAGAGAAACUGAGGAUGGAGCCCCAGUGGGUCCCAAUCAGCUGGGUUUACUGACAGUUCAGUAAGGUCAACAGUUAAAACUUGAAAAGUGACUGAACAAAUAAACCUUCUGCUGAGAAAAACACAUGUACAGAUAGAAGAUACCUGCUAAGCCCAGGCAUUUUUAUUGUGUAGAAUGAAAUAACUGUACACUAUUCUGAAUUUUUAUAUAAAAUGUGGUUGGGAAGGUGUACUAAUAUAUAAUUUAUCUUAAUUUUUCUAACUUUUUAUGGAUAAUCUUUCUAUUCAUAUCACAUAAAGAAAUGCGUUGAAGCAUUUUGUAUAUGUUUUGAUUUAGUACCCUUGCCUUUUUCAUCAAAGGAAUUUUCAAAUCAUUCACUCUGACAUUGGUCUCACAUUUUCACUGUGAUAAUGAAUACUUGAAAUAGUUUUGUAAAGCUGUCAUUUAGUUCAGUAUUUAACCAGUGAAGGGUUCGUUACUCUUCUUAGGAGAAAGUAGUAGUUAUUGAUCUUCCUUCUUAAUUAAAUAUCCUACAGAAGCAGAAUUUUAAUGGCAGUGCUACAGCCAGUCUACUACCAUCUAAAUCUGACAUCAGAAGUCUGUCCAGUGCCACAUAUUUCUGUUAUUUCAGCCAUGUAUGGCUAUCCACUCUAAUUUAUACAGAUACCAGUUCUUCCCUUCAUUUAUGUCAUUAGAAAAUGAGCAAUACCUUGCCCUCUCUUACGAGGUUAUUAUUUUCAUUUGUUGGUAGUUACAUGCUGAACACUCACUAAUUUAACAUGCACAUGGUACGCUCUGGGGUUGGAAACAAGGUCACAGAGACUUGAGAGUGCCUUAUCCUGUAAAACCUUGCAGCAAAGUGACACUUGAAGAAAGUUUAUUUUCACACGCAAAUUUAAUGGACAGAGGUGAACCUACUAAUUUGGACAGGUUUUGAUUUUCUUAUAUGUUGUGUAUUAGGUUGUGGUCCGCCAAAGUCUCGUGCCUCCGCACAUAUCUGAGGUAUUCCUCUGAGGUUGCAAUUGGGGGUUUUCGUGAAUGAUCAGUAUGUGUUUUGAAAUGUGAUUUGAUAAUUAGGGUAUAUAUCCUUGUUGUGUUGAAAACCAAAUCAGUUCAACAAUUUACACGAUUUGGAAAUAACUGUAAGCUGUUGUAUACAUACGCACGCACACACAUAAUAUAUACACUAUAUAAUAUGUAUUAUAUAUUAUAUAGUAUAUAUGAACAUUUUUAACAUUUCUGUUAGGGAAUAUACUUUUGGUUUAAUGAUUAGGAAAAAAAUUCUUUAGAUGGCUUUAUAUAAUGUACAAAUUGUCACAUUCACCUCAUUUAGUAUCUUCCUUUAGCAUUUUUGGAUGCCAUAAAUUCAGAAACACAUUCAGAGAUGCAGCUCAUCAUUAAACUAAGUUAACUAUAUUUUCUACUGCUGCUGGCUUCUCACACAAUCUUCACUCUUAAAAGCACUAGGUGCUCAGAUACUAGCGUUUGGUGACAAGCACCAGGUGCCCAGCGGCUGAGUUUUUCUCCUUCACCAAAGCUGUCACGGGGCAUGCCAGUUAGGAGGAUUUUAAGGGAAGAGAAUAUACAAGCCGUACUCACAGGCUGUUUUAGAAACAGCGCUUCAUGAUACUCAAGUUCCUGUAUUGUUGAAAUUAGAAAUCUGUAGGGUUCUUGUUAUUUUUUUAAUUCUAGAAUUUCAUAGCCAAGAACACAAAUUCAUGUUCCUUGUGCUGAGACAGGAAUUUGUUGACAGUUUCUUGUCAACUCUGAAAGCUUUUAAACCAUAUAUAUUUCUACCAAAUUCUUGGCUUCUCAAAGCAACACGCAUCAAAGCACACAGUAUGGAGGUGAUAUCCUAUGACUUAAUGUUUCAACACACUACAAACAUUUCAGUUCUGCACUCUCAGGAAAUGUGCGGUAUUCCCUGGUGCACCCUGGCACUGCCGCGUGGAGCUUGUUUAAAUAGCUUUGGCAUAAUUGUAGCAGUGCAAGAAGUUGAUCCGCAAAAUAUUUCAACCAUGUUGGUGCAGUAGAGAUGACUUCUGCCUCAUAAAUAUUUUAGCCUUAUCAUGUAAUAUAGAAAUGCAUAUUGUUUAGAAAAUAGCCACUUAAAGGAGUUUUUUCUAUAAAUGGUGUUCAUGAAUUACUAUUUUUUUUAAAGAUUUAUUUAUUUAUUUGAAAGAGUUACACAGAGGAGAGGCAGAAACGGGGGGGGGGGGGGGGUCUUCCAUCCAAUGGUUCACUCCCCAAUUAGCCACAACGGCUGGAGCUGCUGAUCUGAAGCCAGGAGCCAGGAGUUUCAUCUGGGUCUCCCACAUGGGUGCAAGGGCCCAAGCACUUGGGCCAUCUUCCACUGUUUUCCCAGGCCAUAGCAGAAAGCUGGAUUGGAAGUGGAGCAGCCGAGUCUCAAACCAGCACCCAUGUGGGAUGCCAGUGCUUCAGGCCAAGGCGUUAACCCGCUGUGCCGCAGCACCAGCCCCCAUGAUUUACUAUUUAAUUAGUGGAUAUUAGAGUCCUAAUAUAAAUGGAAAUGAUGCAGUUUAGUUCCUUUCAGUCUAGCUGAAAAACAUAAAUUUAGAAAAGUUCCUUGUAUUUCAGUGAAGAGUCACCUGACUUGAAACCCAGGUCCUGCCUGAUUCUGAAGGAACCAGCAGUGUUCUGCUGGGGAGAGUAGGCCCAGAGGCCCCAGGGUUCUUCCUAGGGAACGGGAGCAUGGCUGUGACCUAGGAAAUGCGAAGUCUGGAGAAAGAUCUAAGACAAUCCGCCUUCCCGAAGAGAACGUGGUCCACAGGGCUGCUGACCCGUGGUGACAGCUAAGGACAGACACAGGUGUGGGUGCUUUAGGGGACAUGUUGUGCCAGAGCAUGCGUGCAUCUGAGGUCCUCGUGGACAGAGGUGCUCGCCUCAGCACCUAGGGCAGGGCUGCUUGCUUACACGUGACUGAAGGUGUACGAGUAUUGUUCUCAUUUUUAAAUGUACAAAAUACCUGUAGAAGUGAUAUCCCUGGAUGCGUCAUUUGUCUGUAACUAGUGCACUGACAUGCCCUUCAAGUAGAAUUGUUGCCUUCAUUGCAGUCAUGCCUUUGUAUAGCUGCAUUUCUUAUUGAUAUUUGGAUAAUGUCAGUCAAACACAUCAGGACUUCGUUUUGUUCAAUCCUGACUACACAACAGGUGAACACAGCUUCCUCAAGUAGGAAUUAUAUCAGAAAUUCACUGUGAUUACAGCAAUAGCAUCCUUAAACUCUAGAUUUGACUCAUGUCAACUUUUUUUUUUUUUUGGACAGGCAGAGUUAGAGAGAAAGGUCUUCCUUCUGUUGGUUCACCCCUCAAAUGGCCGCUACGGCCAGCACACUGUGCUGAUCCGAAGCCAGGAGCCAGGUGCUUCCUCCUGGUCUUUCAUGCGGAUGCAGGCCCCAAGCACUUGGGCCAUCCUCCACUGCACUCCCUGGCCACAGCAGAGAGCUGGCCUGGAAGAGGAGCAACCGGGACAGAAUCUGGCUCCCCAACCGGGGUGCUGGCGCCGCAGGCGAAGGAUUAGCCAAGUGAGCCGCGGCGAUGCCUCAAGUCAAUUUUCAAGAGCCUAUAAGAAAAGUUUCCUUUGAGCUGGCCAGUUAGUAAAAGAGAUGUAGAAAAUAACCUACAUCACCAGUAGUGGAACUGCAAGACACAGUGGGUUAAGGGUCAGGUCCUAGCCACUUUGACCAUAAUGUCCCAGUGACAGUUAAAAACAAUCCUUGUUUUAAAAGAACCAGGAAAAUGCUACUUAUUCUUAGUUAUAGUAACAAAUGUCAUUGAUCUGGUGAUUGGAGUUAAUUUUUAAGAUGGAUAGCCGUAUCCACUUAAGUGUAAUUAUUUUGAGUCAGCAAACACUGAUAAGUCUUGAAAACUUGUCAAAAUAUAAUCAACUUAUAUUUUGUUUUUAUGAUUUCUGAAAUAGUGCUCCAUUAUUCCAUUAAUCACAGGCUAGAGAGCCAAUGAUUUUUGUAGGAAUAAACCUUUAUACUAAAUAUGGCAGUCCUGAGGUUUUAUGUAUAUAAAAAGCAUUCUUUUAAAUGUUUGAGUCACUACAUGUGACAUAUAUAUAUAUAUAGCUCUGUGUAUAAUAUGUAAAAUUCUCCCAAAAUACAUAAAACUAAAUGUGCUCAUAACAGGUAUUUUAAAUUUUUAAUUAUGCCCAAAUCCCUAGACAUUCUGAAGCAGUGUUGUUAGAUGGCUUUAAAAAGUCCUAGGUUCCACCUUGAAGCUGAUGCUGAUCUCCUUUCUGAAAAGUAUCCGAGGAGUUAAACUCGGAAAAUCCUCACUCAGUAUUGUAACUUAAUCUCCUUACAAAAAAGGAUCAUGUUCUAGAUGGAAGCCUGUUGGGAAAUACUUACUUAAAACUUGGAAAGAAUUUGUGAUGCAGGCUUAGAGACCACAAUACCUGCCCUCCUCUUGCUAUAAGGAGUUUGCUGUGAGAAUUCAUGUGGUAACAUAUGUAAUAUAUUUAGAAUUAUUGGGAAAAUUGUAAUAUAUCAAAUAAUGGGAUAACUAUAUAGUACAGGUAAAUAUUCACAAAUCUUAAUACAUUCAAUUAAUUCAGCAUCACAUCAGUUUUUAUAUAAGUAUAUGUGAUAUACUUGAGAAAGAUGACAAUUCUAUAAUUUUGUAAGGUUAAUUUUAAGUUGCAUCUUUAUUCUAGCUUUUUUUCAAAAUUGUGUUCAUUUUAAAAAUAUUUCUCAUAAUUAGUCAUGUUACUUUCUGUGUUCCUGGAAUGGUUUUUGAAAAGUGCAAAGAAGCAAAUAUAAGUCCUUUAUAUAUACACUGAAAAGUGAAAGAGUGACGAUAGCUCGUGUCUAAGGUAAGAAGCAUGUUUUGCACCACUUCGGCAAUAUCCUGCAGUACUUUCUUAAAGACACUCUGUCAUGAUGAAAGUAAAAUGGUAAACUUCUGCCGGCUAAGAUCCUAAUUCUGACUUCUGACCAUGUGAUUUUUUGAUAAAAGUUUAUAUUUCCCUUUACCUUUAAUAUUCCACUUAAUAGGGCUCAGUUAAUCUUUGUCUUCACCUUAAAUAUAAGAAGUAAUUUGUUACUGUGAUGUGAUAAAUGCUAAACUGGAAAAUCCUUAUGAAGCUACUUUAUCUGUUCAUUAAAUGUGUGUGUUUAUAUGGA
Oryctolagus cuniculus (rabbit) is the source of this 7217-nucleotide messenger RNA. NCBI's taxonomy places the organism in Eukaryota, Metazoa, Chordata, Mammalia, Lagomorpha, Leporidae. The record is from RefSeq and is a predicted model, not a curated record.